GGUAAAUUUAUGAAUUUGUAGAAAUAUUUUUUUCCUUGAGCUUAGAAUGUUCCUAGCUAAUUAAUUACAUUUUGUUUGGUGUUAUCUAGGAAGAAAGCUGUGCAGUAGAUCAACAAAAAUGGAACUAUCGGCAAACAUCGUGCUUCUAUCCGCUUGUGAUUACAUGGGCGAAGCUAGAACAAUAUUUUAAGGGCUGAAUAAAAUUUUAAUUGUUUAUAGUUUAUAUUUUUAUAAUUUUUAAAGUAUUAAAUUAAAUUUUUAUAAUUUUAGAGAGGCGCAAGUAUAAUUUUAUUUUUAUUAAUUUAAAAUUUUAAAAAAUUUAGAGGGCCUAAAUGGUAAGUUUUCUUGCAAAGCACCAGGUCCGAUGGCAGACCCGGGUCCGAUGGCCGCCCCUGGUCCGAUGGCUGCGCCGGGUCCGAAAGUUGCGUCGGGUCCGAUGGCAGCCCCGCCCUAUAAUCGCCCCUAAACCUGAGGAGCGUGAACAGAACAUCACUUACAUGGAUGCUUCGUUGUAUAAGGCAGCAGCAGAAGGAAAAAUUGAAGUAUUCAAUAAUUACCAGGAGCUUGACCUUGAAUCGCAAAAGACCCCAAACCAUGACAACGUGCUCCAUGUUAACUUGGCAACCCACGAGCUUGCUGCCUGGUUUUCUAAUGGAAUUCUCUCAAGAACUAGAUCCUUCCCCAAAUUAUAUUUUUUCAUCCUUUUGUUUUUGUGGUUUUUCAUUAUUAAGAAAAAAAGUGAAAAAAGAUCAGAUUUUAUCAGACAAAUUCUUACCAAGUGUCCGUCACUACUACUCCAAACGAAUGCUAAAGGUCAAACUCCCUUGCACGUUGCAGCAAUGAAUGGUCAUUCUGCUAUUGUUAAACUUCUAAUCAAGUCAUGCGCAAAAGCUAGAGAUGGAGAUUUAGAGAAGCUAGAAAUGGGUCAAGUAAAUGCAGUGAGAGAGAUGCUGAGGAUCACGGAUCAGGAAUCUAACACGGCUUUACAUUUAGCAGUAAAGUAUGGCGACGUUGAAAUGGUGAAAGAAUUGUUGGAGCAUGAAGACCCUGAUUUUCAGUAUUCUGCUAACAAAAACCAGGAGACUCCACUUUACUUAGCAGCUAAGAGAGGAGACACGGGCAUGCUGAGUAUAUUAUUAGAAAUAUCGAAUUCAACUGGUCAUGGGUGCCCCCACAGUAGAACAGCUUUGCAUGCAGCAGCUAUGGCUGGAGAUAUUGCAGAGGCAACAACGAUAAUACUAAAGAAGAAUGCGAAUUUGAUAAAGGAAAGAGAUGAAGAUGGGCACACCCCUCUUCAUUAUGCUGCACACUUAGGUUGCAUUUCCGUUGUGGAAGAACUGUUAAAAACGGAUGUAUCAGCUGCCUAUAUAGGUGAUAGAAAGUUGGGGAUGACACCCCUUCUUAUGGCAGCCAGGCAAGGUUAUCUUGGAACAGUAAGAAAGAUUCUCUUUUAUUGUCCUGAUUGUUGUGAUAAAGUGGACAAAAGAGGUUUGAGUUUACUUCAUUACCUGGCUUUUAGAGACAGUCCCCAUUUUCUUUUCAUUCCUGGUGGUACUAAGCCUGAAUAUGGAUCACUCCGAAAUCUAAGGAACUUGGAAGGUGACAUUGGAUUCACACCAGACAAAGUGAGUGAUUUUAUUCGACAUGAGCAACCUUUUACGGCUGAUCUGCGAGAAAAGAAGCCAAUUGAAGACAUGUUGAAAGAUAUUGCACGUGAAAAAGUAGCAGAGUUCCCGGUUUUACCCUUUCACUUACGAACGGUCUCUGCAGAAAGCUUGGAGAAAUCAAGAGAUACUAAUUUAGUAGUGGCAGCACUUAUAGCCACUGUGGCAUUCGCAGCAGCCAUAACUGUUCCAGGUGGUUUCAAGGGUGAAAAGGGGUUAGAGCAGGGCACUCCUGUUCUGAUUCAUGAAAUAGCCUUUAAAGCAUUUGUGGUAACAAAUGCAUUGGCCUUUAUUUUCUCUAUUUGUGCCCUCGCCAUCCACUUUGGGGUUAAUGAUUUUCUUUUAUCAAGAAUACCUUUUUGGAUAACUGAUAUAACUUUAUAUCAAACUCGGUCCGCUUCUAAUCUCCUUAGUCAUGCAACAACUGCAACGGCGAUUGCUUUCAGCACAGGUAGUUAUGUGGUUUUAAAACCUUCUCAUGGACUUGCCAUCGCCUCAUGUUUCAUCUGUCCUGCCUUAUAUUUCUGUUAUUACAUAGAAGUAUUACUAGCUUGGGUGGAGAUGAUUCUGUGAUAAUAAAGAAUUUUGUCACAAAUAUUGUAUUAUAUGUGACACUAAUAAAAUAAGUGUGAUUUAAAAA
Gossypium raimondii (Peruvian cotton) is the source of this 2304-nucleotide messenger RNA. RefSeq names its product ankyrin repeat-containing protein NPR4. The coding region runs from base 333 to 2237 and encodes 634 amino acids. Lineage: Eukaryota; Viridiplantae; Streptophyta; Magnoliopsida; Malvales; Malvaceae. Gene Ontology annotation, molecular function: protein binding. The record is from RefSeq and is a predicted model, not a curated record. The transcript is spliced from 3 exons.